Messenger RNA from Brassica oleracea var. oleracea, 1081 nucleotides. Its product is annotated as nonsense-mediated mRNA decay protein 2. NCBI's taxonomy places the organism in Eukaryota, Viridiplantae, Streptophyta, Magnoliopsida, Brassicales, Brassicaceae. The record is from RefSeq and is a predicted model, not a curated record. Bases 281 to 898 code for a protein of 205 amino acids. The transcript has a single exon.
AUAACGUUAAAUAUCCUACUUCUUUUUAACCCCUAAACAUUAUAACCUCUUAUUACUUAACCUCAAUAUUUCAAUAACUAUCGCUUACACCCCCUUUAGACAGAACACAUAUAAAUAGAGACCGUUGGUCACAAAUAGUUCCUCCCCUGAAUCAAUCCUCAAAAAUCAAGAAAACAAAAUCUCUCUCCCUUUGAAUCCAGGGGAGAAAGAUUUUGCAUUUUCAUUGAUUUCUCAUUAUCUUUCUGAUAUUUUGUUUCUAUUUUUUUCUUUCUUUGGUAGUAUGGAAACAAAACAUGAUAAAGAUGACCAAUUAGAGAUAGAGCAAAUAAACAAGAGUCCGACCAUGAAGACCAAAAAGAUAUCACGUGGGAUGCACGUCUUCUCCGUUGUCAUGUUCAUGCUACGUCGUCGCCGGAGGAGAAAGGCUUUCAACACCAGGUUCUGGCGGCGUGUGGUUGAGUCCGUACGCAAAGUCCAUUCCGAGAUUACGAUAAUGCCUACGUCUAAGUCUACUAACACAAUCCUCCUUCCUCCGGCUCCUCUUCCGGCGACGACGACGGAGAUUAGCCAAGACGGUGGGGAUGAUGCUGAUGUUAUUAAUGAUGAAUCCGGGGAUCGUUUAACGGAGGCUAUUGAGAUUUUCACGGCGGCAUCUUCAUCAUCAUCAUCUGGAAUCUCCGGAUAUGCAUCUGCCAUGUCUUUACGUGAUUUGGAUCAUCACUAUGAUGAUGAGGAUGAAGAUGAUGAUGAUGUUGAUUGUUAUAGCGAUGUUGAAGAAGGAGAUGAAAUGAUAGAUGAGAAAGCUGAGGAAUUCAUCGUGAGAUUUUAUGAGCAAAUGAAAAUGCAAAAACAGGUUUAUACUGAACGUUGUAAGGCCAAAGGGAUAAUAAUAAACUGACGAUCUAUCGUUUACGUCGCUAUCAUGCAUGCAUGGAGAUGAGAUUAUGGAGAUGUCUCGUUAUUUGAUUAAUUUGUUCGGACGGAGGAUCUUCAGGUUUUCUUGGUCGAUUCUAUUUUUUGGUAUUGUAACUUUUUAUUCUUUAAUUUGUGAGUGCACUUCAGUUAAUUAAUGAAAAUAGGA